GCUUUACACUCAUUUAGAACCUUUCCUAACUGUGUUUUUCUAGAGUUUCAUAAAUAGUUCACUUUUGAAUCGGUCUCUGCUAAAUUACCCACAAUUCAUCGGAUAAAGUACAAGAAAAAUGGCGGACGAAGACGAAGAACAAUGGUUGUACGGAGAUGAGGAUGCUGCAGAACCAGAAAUUGAGGAUGAAGCUCCAGCCAGUAUUCUCUCGGCGGAGGCCGAGCCCUUCGUCAGUCAGACGCCUGAACCAGUAGCAGCUUUGCCGUCAUCGGGGAUUACCGACGAUGGACCCCCAGGGGUAGAUGACAGAGAAGAAGGGGAAAUGGUUGAGGAGGAAUCGAGUCGUCCAGCAGAACAAGACAGUGAUGACGAUGACGAUGACAGUGAAGAUGACGAUGAUGUCCAGGUCACAAUCGGGGACAUUAAGGCCGCCCCGGCCUAUGGGUCAUACGGAGGUCCACCGACACACAAAACAUCAGCGUACCACAAGACGUCUGCAAUGGCACAAGUGGCGGCUUCGGCACUGCAGAAGGUAGCACCAGUCAAAGGGGUUGACAUGGAAGUGGAAGGCACCAUUAAUGGAGUAGGGGUGUACUCUUUUGAUGUGGAUGCUGUGAUAGACAAGCCAUGGAGAAAACCAGGUGCCGAUUUGACCGAUUAUUUUAACUAUGGUUUCAACGAGGACACCUGGAAGAACUACUGCAAUAAACAACACAGUCUAAGAGCAGAAUCCGGUGGGAAAAGCUACAGCCACAGCCAUCAUGGUGGUCACGACUCGUCCAACUCCAAAGAAAUUAGCACAACAGCCAAAUCAGACAUCAAACCAAGCCCAACACGGACUAUACGGCGAGAAUACCCAAGUCCAAUCAACGUGAUUGGAUCGAUAGCGGGUAGACGGCGGGAGAAUGAGAGCCAUAAUCCUCCCCCCAUGCAGUCCAUCCAAGUAGUCGGCAGUGAAUCAAAUAUGACAAAUAAUUACAGCGGAACAUCAGCUCAAUCUCCAGCACCAGCCGCCAGCCCCAACCGCCCUCCUCCGGUCCAGAACUACGGCCCACCCCCCGGGCCUCGUGGGCUUCCACCCAACAUGAGAGGGCCCCCACCAAACGUUGGUCAUCCAGGGGGUAACAUGCCCCCCAUGGGCCCAAGACCGAUGGGUCCUAGGCUAGGGGGUCCACCCCCAAGGGGUCCCCCUCCACCUGGAAUGCAGGGACCUGGUGGUCCACCCAUGGGGCCGAGAGGACCCAUGAAUAGAGGGCCAGGGCCCAUGGGUCCUGGAGGUCCACCUCCCCAUGGAAGGAUGCCCCCUCCUCACUCAGGUCCCCCUCCAAGGAUGAACAUGCCGCCGCCCAACAUGUCUGGUCCGCGACCACAGAACUACGGCCCUCCCCCACAGCGAUUUGAUGGGCCACCACCAAGGCCAAACUUUCAAGGACCUCGAGGCCCGCCUCCGGGACCCGGAGGGCCAAUGCCACCUGGCGGACCAGGUCAAAAUGGCCCCGGACCAGGGGGCCAGAGAUUUCCUCGCCCAGGUGGGCCGCCAAUGAACAUGCCGCCUCCUAAUAUGAACAUGCCCCCUCCUCAGGGCGGCAUGCCUCCACAGCAAGGGGGUAUGCCCCCGCCCCAGCAGGUCAACAUGCCCCCCCAUUCGAUGUCCGGGUCAAUGCCCCCACCUCAGAUGGGACCUGGGGCUGGACCGCCAGGGAGGCCCCCUCCUAACUUUGGAGACAGACCGCCAUUUUAUGAACCUCCUCCACAGAACCAACCCUUUACUCCUCAGUACAAUCAGUCUAUUCCACCUCCUACUCAAGGUCCCCCUCCUUCAGACAUGUGGGAUAGGGGGCCUGGUAAUGCACCAGCGCCCUUCUUCAGGGGACCGAGCCCCGCUGCAAGCGAGAGUGACAUCAGCACAAGCUCAGAUGAAGAUGAUUAUCGGCACAGAGAGGUUCGUGAUUACCGCCAUAGAGAAGAAUAUGACAGAAGAUCACCAGAACGAAGCGUGUCCGAGCGAGAACGCUCUCGUGACCGUGGUGAGAGGGACCGAUCACGGACGAGAGACCGGGGAGAGCGGGCCACAGAGCGUUCCACAGAACGUUCCGGGGAGCGAGACAGAGAACGAGACAGACACAGGGAUCGAGACCGAGAUAGGGGAGAUAGAGAGAAGGAACGGAGACAUCGAGAUCGGGAUCGGGAAAAGGACAGAGACCGAGACAGACGAGACAGCAGAGAUGGUAAAGAAUCUAGAAGAAGACGACAUGACAGUGACGAAUCCCACAGAAGCUCCAGACAUCGUCACAGCAAACGAUCGCGGCGAGACCAUGACGAGAAAGAAAGCGACGGGAAGAAGGACGAUGAUAAAUCAGCAGAUUCAAACAAAGACGUGGACAGUUCACUGGUUCCAGAAUACACAUCAGAUUAGAAAUACAUAUCAGCUUCACUAGCCCCCCGAAUCAGUAGGAACAACAGUUUACUGGUUCCAGAACAUAAAUCAGAUUAGAAAUACACACAACAGCUUCACUGGUUCCAGAACAUAAAUCAGAUUAUAAAUACACAGAAGCUUCACUGGUUCCAGAAUAUACAUCAGAUUAGAAAUACAUAGCAGCUUAACUGGUCCCCCCCAAUCAGUGGAAACAACAGUUCACUGGUUCCGAAAUAUACAUCAGAUUAGAAAUACACACAUCGGUUUCACUUGUACCCCAAAUUGGCAUAGAAGUUUAACUGUUCCCAAAGUAGACGUUACAAAUAGAUAUUGAAUAUUAAUUUUUCUGUUAAUGGGGAAAAGAGUAAAAAUAAAGACUUGAGGCUGUAGGAAUAACAUGGGUUUGGGGUUCGUUUCUCUUCCUGUAGGUAAACUAACAUAUCGCUAUAGACCUUUAUCAUGGUGCAGCCAUCUUGACCAAGCUGGAGGCAACAUGACAAAGGUCUAUAUCGUCAGCUCAGGACAAUAAGGGC
Messenger RNA from Asterias rubens (European starfish), 2949 nucleotides. RefSeq names its product pre-mRNA 3'-end-processing factor FIP1-like. Gene Ontology annotation, molecular function: RNA binding. NCBI's taxonomy places the organism in Eukaryota, Metazoa, Echinodermata, Asteroidea, Forcipulatida, Asteriidae. The record is from RefSeq and is a predicted model, not a curated record. The transcript has 16 exons. Gene Ontology annotation, cellular component: mRNA cleavage and polyadenylation specificity factor complex. The coding region runs from base 119 to 2416 and encodes 765 amino acids.